Molecule: messenger RNA, 393 nt
Organism: Nycticebus coucang (slow loris)
Lineage: Eukaryota; Metazoa; Chordata; Mammalia; Primates; Lorisidae
Product: histone H1.0-like
Exons: 2
Coding region: 1-393 (130 amino acids)
Biological process (GO): nucleosome assembly
Cellular component (GO): nucleosome
Molecular function (GO): DNA binding; structural constituent of chromatin
Source: RefSeq, a predicted model, not a curated record
AUGAUCAUGGCUGCCAUCCAGGCUGAGAAGAACAGCACUGGCUCCUUACCCCAGUCUAUCCAGAAGUAUAUCAAGAGUCACUACAAGCACAUGAAAUUGUCCAUCAAGCAUCUGGUCACCCAGACGAAAGGAGUGGGUGCCUCAGGAUCCUUCUGGCUGGCCAACAGUGAUGAGCCCAAGAAGCCUGUGGCCUUCAAGAAGACCAAGAAGGAAGUGAAGAAGGUGGCCAUGCCAAAGAAGGCUGCAGCCUCCAAGGCCCCAAGCAAGAAACCCAAAGCCACCCCAGUCAAGAAGGCCAAGAAGCAGCCGCCUGCCACACCCAAGAAAACCAAAAAACCCAAGACUGUCAAAGCCAAGCCAAAGUAUCCAAGCCCAAGAAGGUCAAAUCAGUGA